Gadus chalcogrammus (walleye pollock) is the source of this 2335-nucleotide messenger RNA. RefSeq names its product zinc finger, AN1-type domain 1 (gene zfand1). Bases 25 to 837 code for a protein of 270 amino acids. Gene Ontology annotation, biological process: cytoplasmic stress granule disassembly. Gene Ontology annotation, cellular component: cytoplasm; cytoplasmic stress granule. The record is from RefSeq and is a predicted model, not a curated record. The transcript has 8 exons. Lineage: Eukaryota; Metazoa; Chordata; Actinopteri; Gadiformes; Gadidae. Gene Ontology annotation, molecular function: zinc ion binding.
GGUCAGAGGUCAAGUGACGUCAACAUGGCUGAGCUGGACAUCGGACAGCGCUGUGACACAGAGUUCUGCAAGCAGCAAGAUUUCCUUCCUUUUGGCUGCGACUCCUGUGGUGGGGUCUUCUGUAUUGAACACAGAAGUAGAUCCUCGCAUUCAUGCCCAGAGAAGCCGUCUGUCCCAAGAGACUUCCGGUCGACUGGGGGGACUCAGAGUUACCCUUGCUCCUUCCAGGACUGCAGAGGGAAAGAGCUGGUCCCUGUGACCUGUCCACACUGUGGGAAACACUUCUGCCUGCCCCAUCGACACCAGGAUGACCACUGCUGUGAGAAACUGGAGGCGCCCAGACCCAAGAUGGCGGCCACCAAGGAGCUGGUCCAGAAGAUAGUGGAGUCCAAAACGCCGGGGCCUCCUAAGGGACGACGAGGAGCGAAGAGCAGUGCGAUGGCGGCGAAAGUGGCGUUGAUGAAACUUAAGCUCCACGCCACCGGAGAUAAAGGACUGCCCCAGGUGGAGAGGACGUACCUCCAGGUGUAUCUUCCCAAAGAGUCUUCCCCGCCCAGCCAGCCCAUGUUCUUCUGUUCCAAGUGGAGCGUGGGCAAGGUGGUGGACUACGCGGCCUCUCUGGCCGGCCUCAAGAACGACAACAACGUGCUCACUGCAAAGAAGCUGCGUCUGUGCCAUCCAGAGACUGGAGAGGCUCUCCGGAUGGACGAAACCCUGCUCUCACUGCUCUCCCACCCCGACGCGCCGCUCCACAACGGGGGCAACGCGGUCCUGGAGUACCUGGACCCCCACCUGACCACGCUGGACCAGGUGGCCUCCUACCUCCCCCAGACCUAGCGGCUAGCGCUACGCUGGGCUAGCUUGUUUAUAAUUCUGCUCUAUUAAAGUUUUUUAACGGUGCACCUGGCGAGCUUUGUGUUUUGUGGUCAUGUGACUGGGUGAUGUUGACAGGAAAGGAAAAGAGGAAGGUGGUCCGCUGUCGAGGUGCUCUAUUCAUUCUCAAAAUUCAACUUCUGUUGUUUACAUCCCUUGGCAACUGCAAAAUAACUUAGCUUAAAGUGAUUAUAUUCAUAAACUCCCCAUAUAUCAGUUCCUUAAAGGUAGAGUACAUCCAAAUACGUUUAGGAAUCGACGACAUGCAGGUUGAGCAUUAAAAGGUCAAAAAAAGGUGCUCUAAACAGGAAAAUAAGGCUUUAAAACUACAAUAUAUGAUUGCUGUAAGAAGGUUUAUAGUAACAGGUUUAUCAGUCUUGUGAUUCUGCAACUAACAUUUUUAGUACACCAUUUCCAGAAAACGUGUUUUGAUAUGUUAUUCAAGAUUCAAGAUUCAAGAUGCUUUAUUUAUCCCGAGGGAAAUUAUUGUGCAACAGUUACAAUACAAAGGUGGGAAAGUAAUACUGGGUUAGAGUCAAAAUAGAUGGAAAUAAAAUAAGUACAAACGAAAUAAGUGAAAAGGAGCGAUUGGAUAAAAGUGGUAUUAGUGGUAAAAGUGGUAAAGUGAUAAAUAUUAUAGCAGCAAUUGUUGGCAGCAUAAUGUAUCGUAUUGCAUGUUUAUCAUGACAGAUGUAGACUUGUAUGUAUUCCCAGUUACAUGGUUAUAAAGCUGAUCUUAAGUAUACUUAGCAGAUAUACUGUUGUUUAACUGCAUGAUCAUAUUAUAUCCCUGCGUAUAACCUGAACAGUUGAAAGGUUCUUAUAUUUAGUUGUUACUUUCACAUACGUGAAAGUUGUUCAACUGACACAGAUGGGAUUUGAACCCACAACCUCCAGCUCCUAGGAUGACCAUUCAACUUGUUGGACUAUAACGUGAUAACCUAUUCGUUCAUUACACAGAGCAAGGCUAUUCAGAGUGCUUUAAUUUUGCAAUAAUCAUGUAUUUUAUAAUCGUCAAAAGAUCAUUAAGAGUCAUACAUUUCAGUGCGAAAGUUCAAUGCAAGUACAAGAUGGUAAAACAAUACAUAGCACCGACUAGUUGGAUUACUUGGUGGUAAUAAAGUAAUAAAGCUGGAAACCAGUUAAUGAGGUCGUUGGCUCGCAAAGUGACAUGUCAGACCAAAGGGUGAUGACUAGGAAGAGAAUAGCUUUAUAAUGACAUUCAGAUAAGAGAAGAUUUAUUUUAUAAUCAGGACUUUGGGCAUCAGAAGCCAAUGCAUCAAUAGUGAACUUCGGCAUGCUCUUUGUUUUUCCUUAUUUUCCAUCAAACUAAUGUGUAUUGUAAUGCAUCGCAAGCUUAUAAAAACUGAUCAAAGACCGGCUCGGGUAAAUAGUAAUAAUUGUAAUCUGUAUUAUAAUACAUCAUUCUAUCACUCGCCAAAUAGAGAGACACCUCACAGAC